AUGUCGGACUAUCGUAACGUUGUUUUGACGUUAAGUAAUGUCAUAUUACCACCCGAAAAACUUUAUCCCAAUCCAACACCAUCAAUGCUCGAAGGUUUAUCGUGGGAUGUUGAGUACGAUUUACGAUUAAUCGGAUGUGAGCUAAUCCAGACUGCUUGUUUACUACUGAAAUUACCUCAAACAGCAGUAGCGACCGGUCAAGUUUUGUUCCAUCGUUAUUAUUACACAUCAUCAUUCAUUCGACGUCCAGUUGAAAUCAUGGCGAUGGCCUGUACGAAUCUCGCCGCGAAAAUCGAAGAAAAUGCUCGACGUAUUCGCGACAUCAUCAAUGUCUUUCAUCAUAUUAAACAAGUUCGAUCAGGAAGCCUUAUUCAACCAUUAUUAGUCGAUCAGACGUAUGUCGAUCGGAAAAGUGAAGUUAUCAAAGGUGAACGACGUUUGUUAAAAGAACUUGGAUUUUGUGUGUAUGUUCAACAUCCGCAUAAAAUGAUUACAAUGUAUUUGAAAGUUUUAGAAAAGGAACGCGAAAUUAAGUUGGUUCAAACUUCUUGGAAUUACAUGAAUGAUAGUCUACGAACGGAUAUUUUUCUACGAUUCACGCCCGAAACAAUCGCUUGUGCCUGUAUUGAUUUGGCUGCGCGUAAUCUUCAAAUUCCUUUACCGAAGAAUCCACGAUGGUAUCUGAUAUUUGGUGCAAAACCUGAAGAGGUUCGUUAUAUUAUGAUCGCUAUACUUCGAUUAUACUACCGUCGACCGAGACCACUUGAUGAGCUGGAAAAACUUGUGAAUAUAUGCCGUGAAAAACGUGAAGAUGGUAGGAAACGAUUUCGAUUAGAGGUCGGUAGUGAUUCUCCCGCUCAACCAUCUACUGUCGGCUCGUUUUCAACACCAAUCAAUACAAAACCCGAAGCAUCUACUGUGAUUGAACCUCCUGUGUCACCACUAGUUACAACAACGACAAUAGUAGUAGCAGAAGAAGUGCUAGGAACGACUGUGAACGGAACAGUUACGAACGCGAAUGAACGUGAAUCACCAACAGUGAAUAAUCAUCGACAUCGACAUCAUGAUCAUCGCAAAAAGGAGAACAAAUCUCGUCAUAGAUCUUCUUCCGGAUCAUUAUCUAAAUCUCCAGAUCAUCACUCUCGGAAGAAGAAGAAACCAUCGCAUCGAAGCCGUUCGAGAUCUCGUUCGUCGUCGCAUCGAAGACAUCGGCAUGAAAAAGAUCGACGAUAUCAGAGUCAUCAUUCAUCACACAAUCAUUCCAAAAAGGAUAAGAAACGACGGUCACGUUCCAGGUCACGUGGCAAACAUUGA
Messenger RNA from Adineta ricciae, 1314 nucleotides. Lineage: Eukaryota; Metazoa; Rotifera; Eurotatoria; Adinetida; Adinetidae. The record is from the annotation of a GenBank genome assembly.